GAGCGGUGCGCCGCCCUGUAAUUAUCUAGUUGGAAGUUUGGUCGCGCUACGUUGUCACCGUUGUCACCGGAAAUGCAGUACGUGGACCCGCCCGCGCAACAGAUGAUGAGCAUGAUGAGUGGCUACGGGUGUGGAUAUGGUCGCGGGGAGGCGGUGUCACCGGCCUCGGAUCUGUCGUCGUGCAGCAGCGCGUCGUCAGGCGUGUGGUGUGGUCUGCCGCCGGCGUACCCGCCGCAGUACCCCGCCUAUUGGCCGUCCGCCACCGCUGACGAGGCCAGAGAACUGCAACGCCGCUGUGCUAAAUGUCGCUGCCCCAACUGCCUGACAGAAGCAGCGGGCUUCGGCCCCAACUACGGCAAGGACGGAGCGAAACGAGAACACGUCUGCCACGUCCCCGGCUGUGGCAAAGUAUACGGCAAGACGUCUCAUCUGAAAGCUCACCUCCGCUGGCACACGGGCGAGCGGCCGUUCGUGUGCAACUGGUUGUUCUGCGGGAAAAGGUUCACGCGGUCCGACGAACUGCAACGACACCUGCGCACGCACACUGGUGAGAAGAGGUUCUCCUGCCAACUCUGCGCGAAGCGGUUUAUGCGCUCCGAUCACCUAGCUAAACACGUCAAGACCCACGCUAACGUCUCAAGAAAAAUCAAGAAAGCUAAGGACAGCGAGAAGGAUGAGUCUCCGAAAGUUUCUAGUGACAAGGUUGCCGAGCAAAACGUGACUGUAAACGAUGUUACACCAGUAACUUCGAUCGGCAGUUCGAAUUACGGAACGGUGCCUGUCGCAACCACUGCAAAGGAAAUGUCAUUGAACUACGCAGCGGUGGCCCCGAGCGUGGCGAGUGCUAAUGGAAUGAACUUCACCAGCGGAGGGAUGUAUGGCGGCGGGGCGGUGGUGAGCGGCGGCUGGGGCCCUGACGUCAGGCAAGACAUAUACUACUCCAGGCCUCCCGUGCGCGAUCACCGAAUGUAUCAACAAUACGCCUCUCCUUUGUCAUCAUAUCAGUGCGCCACUAAAGAUAACUACGCCGUUUUCCAAGGACAUUACACCUAUCAAGCCCCAAUGGCAAUCGGACAAUAAAGUUUUAAAUAGUGAAAUUAA
Pectinophora gossypiella (pink bollworm) is the source of this 1101-nucleotide messenger RNA. RefSeq names its product transcription factor Sp5-like. Gene Ontology annotation, molecular function: RNA polymerase II cis-regulatory region sequence-specific DNA binding; DNA-binding transcription factor activity, RNA polymerase II-specific. NCBI's taxonomy places the organism in Eukaryota, Metazoa, Arthropoda, Insecta, Lepidoptera, Gelechiidae. Bases 73 to 1080 code for a protein of 335 amino acids. The transcript is spliced from 2 exons. Gene Ontology annotation, biological process: regulation of transcription by RNA polymerase II. The record is from RefSeq and is a predicted model, not a curated record.